AUGAAGAUAGCACUGGUCCUGGGCUGCCUGCUGGCCGCCGCCCACGCCGGGCUGCUGCCCCACGCGCCGCCGCCACCGCCGCCGCCGCCGCCGCAGCACGAGAUCAUCUACGACUACGUGGCGCCGGCCAGCUACCGCUUCGACUACGCGGUGCGCGACGGCCACACGGGCGACGCCAAGACGCAGUGGGAGCACCGCGACGGCGACACCGUGCGCGGCGCCUACUCCCUCGUCGACGCCGACGGCACGACGCGCAUCGUCGAGUACACCGCCGACCCGCACAACGGCUUCCGCGCCGAGGUCAAGCGCCUGGGACACCCCGCGCCGCCGCCCCCGCAGCCAAAGGAGUCAUACAAGAGUGGCACAUCGAAGGUGCUGGCACCCAACCCAGACACAUGCGGCAUUUCUGGAGCUGCUACACUUGCAUGA
Molecule: messenger RNA, 429 nt
Organism: Schistocerca piceifrons (Central American locust)
Lineage: Eukaryota; Metazoa; Arthropoda; Insecta; Orthoptera; Acrididae
Product: cuticle protein 7-like
Exons: 2
Coding region: 1-429 (142 amino acids)
Cellular component (GO): extracellular matrix
Source: RefSeq, a predicted model, not a curated record